GGAGAACAAUAUGAAUCAAGGCUUAGCAAAUGUGUACAGAGACAGGCUGGAUUCUAUAGCAUCACAAAACAGUAAUAAUAUGGAAAUUUUAGACAGUCUUAAAUUUCGUUCAGCUAAUCAAACUGGUGACUGUGAAAAAGGCUAUUAUGAAGGGAUACCAGGCACAACAGCCAUACCGCAGCCACUGCCACCACCUCCGACAACAACAACAGCAACCACAACAACAAAUGCUGUCAAUAUACAACAACAACAACAACCGCUUCCUGAAGACAUUUCCGAUUUCGGUGGGGAUAUUGACGUCGAUGGGGAUGAUAUAGGUGUCGGGAUAGAUGAUGAUGUUGAUGUGGAUUUGGAUGGUUGUGACGAAUUAAAUGUUGGUGGUGUAGACGAAGAUGAUGUUGAUGACGAUAAUACUGCUGAUUUAAUUGAUGGCCAGUUGAAUCAUCAGGAAAGUACACUUUGUCCAAAGUGUUUUCAACAUUGUAAUCGAAUUUGUCAGAACAUAUUCUAUUGUUGUUCAGCAUGGAGUCCUCUUGGGGCAUUUAUGCAAGAUUUAUUAUCACCGAAGUUGUUAUUAAGUCCAACUUUCCUAUUCUUUCUUUUCUCAAGCAUGACAGCUAUGCUAGGUUUAGUUAUUCCCUUUCUAAUGUUACCUGAUUUAUUAUCUGAAAUGAAUUGGAAGCUAGAAGAUUCCGGUUUUAUUAUAUCUUCAAUUGGUGCUGGGAAUACAUUCGGACGAUUAUUUGCUACAUUUUACAUUGAAAAAGCCUGGUCAACAACCUAUAAAUGGGCGGAUUCUUUAUGGAUGAAUAAUAUCUCUUUACUGUUAACCAGUAUAACAGUAUUCACUCUGCCAACUAUACGACGAUAUUAUGCGGCUGUAGUUCUAGUCUCCUGUGGUUUUGGAUUAUUUUCAGCUGUGUUUGUAUCACUGAAAAGUAUUCUAGUCGUUGAAUUAAUCGGAAUUGAUCGUUUGACGAAUGCCUUCGGUUACCUGUUGUUAUUUCAAGGUUGUGCAGCUGCUAUCGGUCCUCCAGUUGCAGGCUAUUUAAGAGAUAAGCGAAUAGAGAGCCUGCCACCGUUGAAUAUCUUUACAGCAGAUACUGCUCCUGUGCAUAAUGCUUCAGCUAUUGGCUUUCUAUUCGCUGGUACAGCUCUGUUUAUAUCAUGUCUAUUAGGAUGUCCACUACGAUGGUUAUCUAGAAAAGAAUAUCCUGCUGAACAACCGUCGAAUACACUUACCACGUAUAAUCCAAAUGAAUUUCUACCUAAUCAUAUAGAUCCUACAAACUUUAAUUAUGAAUAUAAUACCACGUCACCUGUACUCACUGGAGAUCAUGAAUAUAUGCAAUUGCCUGAAUAUCAUCAAGGCGUAGAGAUCAAUGAACCUGGUUCUGCUAGACGUAUAGAUAUGGUAGAUCAUUAUCCUGGAACUGCAUCUGUCGCUGCUCCUCUAUCCUCACUGGCAGUUGUUGAUAAUACAUUAAGAUCUCAGGCGAAUAAUCAACUCUCACCAUGUGUUCCUCUGUCAUCUGUAAGUGGUGUACCUCUACCAGCGAGUCAUCAUCAUGUGAUGUUGUCAACAGCACAACCAACAGUAGUAUCUCCGUUGGUUGUUGUUGGUGGUAGUGCGGGUGCAGGUGGUGGUGGUGUCGCAACUGGCGCUACAACUACUGGAUCAUUUUUGGAGAAUAAUAAUGUACCAAUUGCUGGGGCUGGUGGCAGUGGUAAUUUGACAGCCUCUGUAACAGAUGAUACUGUCCAAUUGGUUGGUGUUAGUGGUUUGAAAUUAUCUGCAACUGGAAUUCCUGUACCUGUGGUAGGCGGCAGUGGAGGUGGCUCAGUUCCUACUCCAUCAUCAGUGUCAAUAUCACUUCCAGCUCAAACGGUUGAAGUUCUAGAGGUUAAAGAAGAUCCUGGUCUAGAACCGGUUGUAGAAGAGGAAGAAGAAGAAGAGGAAUACGAAGAUGAAGAAGAGGAUUAUACAGCGGAGGGAUUAGUCGCCGGUGAUAAUUCAACAUCUCCGCAUCAUCAUCAACAUUUAGACUCUGGUGUGACGAACAAUGAUAGUGGUGCUGAUGGUUUUGCUGGUACUACUGCUGCUACUAUGGGGGGUGAUAAUCUUCUGCCAGCGACAAAUGACCACCCAUGUGCCUCUUCGUGCUCCUCCUCGUCAUCAGCGUCAUCAACGUCUACUACGCCUACUCUACGCAGUGGAGGAGGCUCACGUAAAGAUAUGACGAACGCCACCACCAACAACGCUACGACUACAAAGCAUAAACGUCGUCGAGGAGCGACAGCAGCUUCUAAGCCGACUACCACUGCCACUACAUCACCUACACCGAUUGGGAAUGUAGAAGUUAGUGGUGAUUGUAGUGGUGUCACAGCACCAGAGCCGACCACUACCAUUCCCGUCGCCAGCAGCACUAUUACUACUACAACUGAGAAUACUAUUCCUACAGCCGCCGCCGCCGCUGAUGCUGCUGCUACUGCUGCUGCAAGUAAUGUCCAAGCCACUGACGGUUGUAACUCAAAGGAGGAGAAGGAUAAUGGGGAUAAGGAUGAAAAUUCUGUUCAUACUUCAUAAGAUCUCUUGUUUCUGUCUGGUUGACUGUUUCUACCAAUAGAUAUUCAUUGAUUUGCUUGUCCACUGUCGAUACGCGCUCAUUGUUGCCUGUUAUGCGGCGUCGUCUGUCUCUUUUUUUCCGCGUGUACUAACUAGUCAUGUACUUCUUUAUUUUUGUCAAGAAUAAAAACUUAUCUGCUUACGUCAGCUACAAGGUAUAUGUAACUGUAUUGUUAUUAUUAUUAUUGCUUGUACACACCAUGUUGACUUUUCAUUCGUGUGUGUGUGUGUUGUCUGGUUGUCUGUCUGCCUGUCUAGUGUGUGUGAUGCACGUACUACCGACGUGAAUGUGUACAUAUAGAUAGAUAAAUGUAUUGCUCUCUCUCUCUCAUCAAUAAGAUGAUCGCCGAGACUUAUAUCAUCCCCAAUUACGUCAUUUUCCACACAUACACACACACAAACACAUCACUUUAUCCGUUUACCAUGUGUUGUGGUUUGUCUGUUUCUUGGAUCGGCUGUCGGAUUUAUUUCCUUCUUGAAGGUAAAUAAACUGGAAUGAUGAUGUGUGGAUGCACAUACACACACAAACGCCUUCAUUGUCCAAAGGAGAAAUAUAAAAGAUAUGAUCUCUUUUUGCGUCUAUUGUAUGAUUUAUCUCUUCUGUGUCAUGUCAAAAAGAAAAUGUAAAUAACAAUAUUUCCUUCCCUUUGUGUUUGUGUGUGCGGACGUGCGCGUGUGUUGUCUCGACAGCCUCCGCUUUCAUUUAUCAAUCAUCUAUCCUGUAAGCUUCCGUACAGAUCUGGCUUAUCUGUCUGCUUGUCUAUUUCCCUUUUCUAGUAGAUCUUUAUGUUAGUUCUAAAACUUAUUUUGUCUGUGUGUGUGUGAAUGUAUGUCUGUUGGCGUUUCUGUGGUGUGCUAUAUUCCACCUUCAUCUAGGAAGAAAGAGGCUUUUAAAAUAUCAUUUCUGCUUCAGACGUUGUUCUUGUUGUUGUCGCUGUUAUUGUUUUUGCCACAAUAUCCGAUUUGUUUGUACAUCUCGUCUCGUUUUGUUUUGUUUUGUUUCUAUUCGUGUUCACUUCAGAUUGCUUUCAUUUUACUUUUUGACUUUAUCCAUUUCUUUGUCUAUUACAAGUUGAUCCUUUUAUUGGCUCCCAGUGUAUGUGUGUCUAUGCAUCUAUCUUUCUGUCUAUGUGUAUGUGUGUGUAUCAGUGUGUACAGACAGUUGUCUUUGUGUUUAUUUAAACACACAUUUUAAAUCAACCGCCAGUAUCCAUAUAAACACGUUGUAGAUACAUUUAAACAAGAAUAAUGAUAACAUUAAGACUAUUUUAAAAAUUAACAUUUAUUUUAUAAAAAUUACAAACAUUUUGACGAUACUUGCGUGUGUGCGUGUGUAUGUCCCUCUCUGUAUAUAAAUGUAUACUGUGCGUGUGUGUAUCGGUUUAUCUAUCGUUAACUAGAAAUGAUUACAUGAAGUUGAAAAUGUGCAGUUUACGUUUUCCUUUCCUUACAAAAUCCAACUGAUUCGAUUAUUAUUAUUAUUAUUAUUAUUAUUAUUACUGUUAUUAUUUUUAAGUUGUCUAUUUUGGUUUUAUUUCUUUUGAAUUAUAAUUUCUCGAAAGA
This is a messenger RNA of Trichobilharzia szidati, 4189 nucleotides long. The record is from the annotation of a GenBank genome assembly. NCBI's taxonomy places the organism in Eukaryota, Metazoa, Platyhelminthes, Trematoda, Strigeidida, Schistosomatidae.